Coregonus clupeaformis (lake whitefish) is the source of this 674-nucleotide messenger RNA. RefSeq names its product galactose-specific lectin nattectin-like. The record is from RefSeq and is a predicted model, not a curated record. The coding region runs from base 109 to 618 and encodes 169 amino acids. NCBI's taxonomy places the organism in Eukaryota, Metazoa, Chordata, Actinopteri, Salmoniformes, Salmonidae. The transcript has a single exon. Gene Ontology annotation, molecular function: signaling receptor activity.
AGCUAGCCCAGCACACAGGAGCAGACCUGCAGACCAGACCCCAGGACCCUAGAGCCAUUCUCCUGCCUACUUCAGUGACUCUUCACCAGAACAAAAAACCUCUUCACCAUGCCUGUUGCCCUCCGCUUCCUCUGCCUACUCAGCCUGGCUGUUGGUGCUCUACACUGCACUCCCGUGCCUGACCAGGAGGGGGAGCUCUCAGAGCCCCAGCACACCGCCUGUCCCCCGGGCUGGUCCAGUUUCAACAACCGCUGCUUCAAGUACUUCGCCACUCAGCUGGACUGGGCCGAUGCAGAGUCCUACUGCGUGUCCCAUGGAGCCAACCUGGCCUCUGUGAACAGCAAAGGGGAAUUCGGCUUCGUGAAAAACCUGAUCCAUGGCUUCGACCCUGCUGAGAGCAAUACCUGGAUCGGGCUGAGUGACCUCCACAAGGAAGGGAGAUGGAUGUGGUCGGACGGCUCCAAGUUGGUCGACACGUUCUGGUCUCCAAAUGAGCCCAAUAAUGAAGAAGGAAGGGAGAACUGUGUUCACACUAAUAACGUAAAGGACAAGCUGUGGAACGACAUAUUCUGCUCCAACAAGUAUGCUUUUGUCUGCGCCACGCGUCCCGGCCUCUGAACCUCUGAGUCUUUAGUUCAAAGAUGCCUUGGUUUACAUAAAUAAAGAAAAACCAU